This is a messenger RNA of Thrips palmi, 864 nucleotides long. RefSeq names its product proteasome subunit beta type-1 (gene Prosbeta6). The transcript has 4 exons. The coding region runs from base 115 to 804 and encodes 229 amino acids. The record is from RefSeq and is a predicted model, not a curated record. Lineage: Eukaryota; Metazoa; Arthropoda; Insecta; Thysanoptera; Thripidae. Gene Ontology annotation, cellular component: proteasome core complex.
ACCGCAGAACGAAUGUUGUGGAAGGCGUCCGGCUUUCAUUCAGCUGCAACAACCACCACCAAAGUUGUGUGUCAUUCUUACGCGUUUACUUAGCUAUUUUGUUUAAUUUUCGCCAUGGCCGUCGUAGAACCCUUUGCAGGAAGCCGUCCCAUGGAAGCAAACCGUUUCUCGCCCUAUUCUGAUAACGGAGGCACCGUGGUUGCCAUUGCUGGCGAAGAUUUCUCCGUGAUCGGCUCCGACACCCGUCUGACCGUCGGCUAUGCCAUCAACACCCGAGAGCAGAGCAAGCUCUUCCGUCUCUCUGACAAGACUGUCCUCGGCUCAUGUGGCUGCUGGUGCGAUGUGUUGACCCUCACCCGUGUUCUCACUGCUCGCUUGCAGAUGUACAACCAUGAGCACCAGAAAGUGAUGAGCACGCCAGCUGUGGCUCAGCUCCUCUCUACCAUGCUAUACUACAAGAGGUUCUUCCCUUACUACGUGUCGAACAUCCUUGCUGGUCUUGAUGCUGAAGGCAAGGGAGCUGUCUACCACUAUGACCCUGUGGGCCAUUAUGAACGGAACCAUUAUUACGCCGGAGGAGCUUCAAGUGCCUUGUUGCAACCUUUCCUGGACAACCAGGUGGGAUUGAAAAAUAUGACCAAUGCUACCAAGGAGCCCAUUACUCGCGAGCGUGCUGUUGCUAUCAUCAAGGACGCUUUCAUUUCUGCUGCUGAGCGAGAAAUUCACACUGGUGAUGCUGUUAUGAUUAGCAUUAUUGAUAAGAAUGGUAUUAAGGAGGAGAGAUUCUCCCUGCGUAAAGAUUAAGUUUUGGUACAGGUUUCUAUCAUGUCUUUUGCCUACAAUAAAUAAGAAUUUUACUUUAAA